UGGUCUUGGUGGAUCUGCUGGGCAGAUUCCCUGCUCUUUUUAAAUCCUUGCUCGGCAAUGCAUCAUCGAUGCUCAACCACCUCAACCACACAACCCACACACAACCUUGAAAGUACCUCCUACCUAACCCUUACGUAGGUAAGGUACUUUAUCAUUCCCGCGAAUCGCAAAAACUUCGUGAUCUGGAACUAUUGUUUGUGGUACCUGACAUUGUUUUACACCUCAUCUUACCAAUUAGCUAUUAAAACCUGCUGCCUACCUGGAUGGAAAUACCACUCGAUAAAUUCCAAUAAUAUAUCUUCAUUCUACUUCCCUCCAACUCUUCUUUUUUGGUGAUACUCAACUUCGCUCAAUAAUCUUCGUUUGCCACUAAUUCAUGUGAUACCCCUCAUUUUUUAUUUUCAACUGCCCUCUCUGUAUCUAAAAGAUUUACUUGUUACCACAUUCCUCCUUAUCUUUCUUGACAAUCUGAUUUCUUCUUGUAUAUUCCUUUCGCAUGCCGUGUUGAUUAUCUAGAUUAGAUCCAUCACUAUGGCCAUAGUCGAGGAGAAGGCCGCGCUUCGCAAUGCGGGAGCUAGAAGAUCUGAGCGCCCAGGGCGUACCUCCCCCAGUGAUGCUCCCGAGGUUGUCGUAGCACCUGGCUACUACAGCGGUAUCAUGGCUUCAGACUUGGAAUCUGCCGCAGGAGAUGAUGGCCUUCCAGCAUAUAGUGAAGUACACGAUCGCUUCACACUUCGCCAAUCAGGGUUUGACGCGGGAGCUGCCGUCACUGACGACGGCCGAGUAAACAUCAACAUCAACCAGACGAAUAGGCGCUUAGCCGACUUAUUAGCGCCCGCCUUACGCUACAACGAAAAUGUGGUCGAGGAUCCUCUCCCACCCGCCUAUAUCCCUCCCAGCUUGGGUGGUUUACCAGGACAGACUCCGCCGCCCCGGUUGAACGUUGUCAUACAGAUCGUUGGCUCGCGAGGUGACGUCCAGCCAUUUGUCGCCCUCGGAAAAGUCCUCAAGGAUACAUAUGGUCACCGUGUCAGAAUUGCUACUCAUUCCACUUUCCAAACGUUCGUCGAGGAGAAUGAUCUCGAGUUUUUUAAUAUUGGAGGCGAUCCCGCUGAGCUUAUGGCAUUUAUGGUAAAGAACCCGGGGUUGAUGCCAGGUAUUGACGCGUUAAAGAGCGGAGAAAUUACGAAGCGGAGAAGGGGUAUUGAGGAAAUCGUAUUCGGUUGUUGGAGGUCUUGUAUCGAAACUGGAGAUGGCCUGGGACCGGCCCCGCGCUUCGACCGCAAGAGUAAAGACGACGACAACGAUCUAAAUCCUGCUCCUCUGGAUAACUCCGGCCAUAAACCAUUUGUCGCGGACGCCAUUAUUGCGAACCCCCCGAGUUUUGCGCAUAUCCACGUGGCUGAGAAGCUGGGGAUUCCUUUACAUCUAAUGUUCACCAUGCCUUGGUCACCAACAAAGGCGUUUCCACAACCUCUCGCCAAUAUCCAGUCAUCAAAUACAGAUCCCGUUACUACGAACUACCUCUCCUACGCAAUGGUUGAGAUGAUGACGUGGCAAGGACUUGGCGACGUUAUCAACCGCUUCCGCACAAAAGUACUCGAUCUUGAGCCUCUUUCGGUUCUCUGGGCUCCUGCUCUUCUGACCCGCCUUCGGAUUCCUUACACAUACUGCUGGUCACCAGCUCUGAUUCCCAAACCAAAUGAUUGGGGACAACACAUCGAUAUCGCUGGUUUUUACUUCCUCAAUCUCGCCUCGUCUUAUACCCCGGACCCCGAAUUAGCAGCAUUUCUUGCGGCUGGUCCCCCACCAGUCUACAUCGGAUUUGGUUCUAUUGUCGUUGAUGACCCGAACGGUUUAACACGCAUGAUUUUUGAUGCCGUGGCAGAAACAGGGGUACGAGCGCUUGUUUCGAAAGGUUGGGGCGGGUUGGGAGCUGACUCUGUUGGAAUACCGGAGGGAGUUUUUAUGCUUGGUAACGUCCCACACGACUGGCUAUUCGAACGUGUCGCUGCUGUCUGCCACCAUGGUGGUGCCGGAACUACUGCCGCUGGAAUCAAAGCCGGUAAACCUACUAUUGUAGUGCCAUUUUUCGGAGACCAGCCUUUUUGGGGUGCCAUGGUUGCGAGAGCCGGGGCGGGACCUGAUCCUAUCCCUUACAAGAAACUCACAGCAGAAGGACUAGCAAAAGCGAUCAAGAUGGCAUUGAUGCCAGAAACCCAGGAACGAGCCCGCGAACUGGGCGAGAAGAUACGAGAGGAGAAAGGCACAGACGUUGGAGCCCAUAGCUUUCACAAACAUCUCGAUGUCGACAGGUUACGUUGCGCACUAGCACCCAGCCGUGUUGCCACAUGGCGUCUCCGACGAACACAGGUCCACCUCAGUUCGCUGGCUGCAGCGGUACUAGUAAAAAAUGGAUAUCUACGAUAUUCGGAUCUAAAAUUGUUCCGGCCGAACGAAUACAGUACCGAAGAUCAUCCAACAGAUCCCAUUUCGGCAUGCGCAUCAGCGCUAUUGGGAGACUUUGGUACUAUUGCCAUGUCUGCGGUAGACAUUCCUCGAGGUGUUUUUAAAGAAGGAAAAGGAUCGGAUGCCAAAGCGACAGGGAAAAGUGGCGACUUGGCUACGAUCACGUCGAGAGGAGCUAGUACAAGUACACUGAAUUUACCUGAACAAGCCGGUUCGAAUACAACACUGCCGCUCACUGAUGGAGCCAGCACCCAGUCUAAUCGACCCGCCGUAGACCCGCUUGGCAUGAAUCCAGUCGCUGCGCGAUCCGAGCCUAAUAGUUUACCUCACUUAGCACAUACUACGACAAUUAACUCAGGACAUUCGAGAUCACCUUCUGAAUCAGUUCAAAGUCCUGGCCAUCAAAGAAAUGGUUCCAAAGCAGGAAUGGCAUCGCCGACCCUCACGGCCGAACCUUUCGAAAGGGCCAUUCGUACGGGUAAGAUCAUCAACAAUAUCUUCGCAACCGGCAUGAAAUCCCCUAUGAACUUUUGUCUGGGUGCUGCGAGAGGCUUCAGAAACGCGCCGACUUUGUAUAACGAUGAUACUGUUCGUCCUGCGGAGAAAGUUACAAGUUUCGCUAGCGGUCUCAAGGUCGCCGGCAAGGAAUUUGGGUUCGGCUUCUACGACGGUAUCACCGGUUUGGUAACUCAACCUAUCAGAGGUGCCGAGAAGGACGGGGGCAUUGGACUGCUUAAGGGUUUCGGUAAGGGAAUCGGCGGCCUCAUGUUAAAACCUGCGGCAGCAAUCUGGUCCAUUCCUGCGUAUGCCAUGCAGGGUGUCCACGCCGAAAUUAGGUCUCGGUUCGCUCAGAAUGCUCAGGAGUAUAUUCUCGCAUCACGGAUUUCCCAAGGCGACGAUGACUUCAAGGAUGCGUCACCCGAGGAACGCGAAGAUAUCGAAGUCCGAUGGCUGGCCAAGAAGGAGCAGAUGAAGGGAUUCUACCUCUGGAAGCAGAAAGAAAAGGGAAAGACCAAGGAAAUCACUCCUCUGCCACCGGCCCAUGGAUCAGCUAUUACCCACCAGAUCGCCAGUAACGAACCGCAGAGGACCGGAUGGCUACAAUCGAGGACCCUAUCCAGUGAGGAACGGAGGAACCUACAUGACCAAAAGACCUCUUGGAAGCAAAAGCAAGCGGAAAGGGCAGCGACAGGCGGCACGUUUAUUGAUGAGAAGGUUCGUUCAGUUUCUAGUACAGGUGACACCCGUGAUGAGGAUGAAGAGUUUGAACGAGCCAUUAUGACUGCAGUGCGAGAGACAUCAACUGGAGAUGCAAGCGAGGACGCGCGAGUCGAACAGGCGAUUCGGUCUAGUGUCAGAGCCUUACGGACUAGGUCAACAACUGUAGGGUCGUUCGCCUCGGCCAAUUCCUGGAAUUCCAGCGGCCAUGACUCCGGAUACUUUACGGAUAUCAAACGCCCAUAUCCGGCAGACGUUAAAUACCCUGUAUCGGGAUCUUCGCAGGCCUCCGGAACACUCGAGGAUUCAUUGGAGAUCACCGACGAGGAGUACCAGGCCCUAAUCGAGCAAGCCGUUCAGCUCAGCAUGGCCGAGCCACACAGGAGCGGAGUCCGGAGACACGACCUCGAUGAUAGCGAAGAAGACGAAGAUUUGAAAGAGGUCCUUCAGAGGUCACAAACGGAAAAAACUAUAGAGGAACAGGAUGAGGAAAAUUACAAGGCAGCGCUUAAGGCUUCGGAAGCGGAACAAGAGAGAAAGGGUGGUUUUGCCGACGACGACGACGAAGACGACGAGCUAAGGAAAGCUAUCGAGGCUUCUCAGGCGGAGCAAACCCAAGGAAGUAAUAAUGGCGGUGGUGACGCCGACGACGAAGAACUCAGGCGCGCUAUAGAGGAAUCCGAGAGGGCGCAUAAGGAAGAACUAGCGCUCAAGUCGGAAGAAGACAUCGUGAUGGAAUUCGUCAAGAAGCAGAGUCUAGCCGAGGAGCAGUAUCGGAAAGCUAGGGGGAAAGGCAAAUACGCGGACUACGAAGAGGAGGAAGACGAGGACGAGGAGCUGAGACGGGCGCUGGAAGCGAGUAUGCAGACGGAUAGCGGCGUGCGUCGCGGAGGGGUGGGAGGUCCGUCGACGUUCUAGGGGAGAAAGGGGAGUGAUACCUACACGAGAGAAUUCGAGAAUGCAUGAAUAAUACAUAUUGAUACCCUUGAUUAGUUAGAAAAAGAGAGGAGGGAAAAUCAGCUGAGAUAGUGAUACCUAGUACUUAUUA
Molecule: messenger RNA, 4735 nt
Organism: Daldinia caldariorum
Lineage: Eukaryota; Fungi; Ascomycota; Sordariomycetes; Xylariales; Hypoxylaceae
Product: glycosyltransferase family 1 protein
Exons: 6
Coding region: 532-4605 (1357 amino acids)
Biological process (GO): carbohydrate metabolic process
Molecular function (GO): UDP-glycosyltransferase activity; hexosyltransferase activity
Source: RefSeq, a predicted model, not a curated record